AUGUUUUGGCUGAACUCCUCCUUGCAGCAGCAGCACUUGGCGCUGCAGCAGCAAGUAACACCUCCCCAGGCCGAACUGCCGCCGGAGCAACAGCUGGCGGGGAGGAACCGGCAGCAACGGGUGUUGCUGGUGCAAAAUCAGGUACUGCAGCAGCGGCUACUGACGCAAGAGCUCCAGGAGGAGCAGCUGCUGCAGUACCCACGGUAUGCAUAUCCAGCAGCGGCUUUGUUUGGAGAUCAACUACAGCAACAAUUGCAAAUACAGCCACUACAGCACCAGCAGCAGAAGCACGGCAUCAAUCUUGCGAGCAACGAUCAGUACAAUCUGCAGGUCCUGCUGCAGCAACGCGCAGCUGAUGCAUUUGCGGCGGCUUCUGCUGCUGCUGAGGCUGCAUCGGAGGCGUUUACUGCAGCAGUGAUAGCAGCAGCAGCUGCUGCUAACGCUUUCAGAGCUGCUGGUUCAGCGGCAACACCAGCAGUAGAUCCAGGCAGCUCCUGA
This is a messenger RNA of Eimeria maxima, 498 nucleotides long. RefSeq lists its product as hypothetical. The record is from RefSeq and is a predicted model, not a curated record. The transcript has a single exon. Bases 1 to 498 code for a protein of 165 amino acids. NCBI's taxonomy places the organism in Eukaryota, Apicomplexa, Conoidasida, Eucoccidiorida, Eimeriidae.